Molecule: messenger RNA, 2835 nt
Organism: Electrophorus electricus (electric eel)
Lineage: Eukaryota; Metazoa; Chordata; Actinopteri; Gymnotiformes; Gymnotidae
Gene: wnt11
Product: wingless-type MMTV integration site family, member 11
Biological process (GO): neuron differentiation; cell fate commitment; canonical Wnt signaling pathway
Cellular component (GO): extracellular region
Molecular function (GO): cytokine activity; frizzled binding
Source: RefSeq, a predicted model, not a curated record
AUUUCCAGCUGUGGGUGAACGCCGCGGUCUCGGCGUCGUGGCACUGACAGACUCAAGGGCGAUCUUUUAUGCAGCCUAAAAUAACAGGCCCGAUACAAGUGGAAGCCCAUCUAUGAACCCGGAGUCUGCAAAUAUCCCGAGGAAAUAAGCGCGAGGAUCACAGAUCAUAUACUGAAUGGGGUUUUUUUUUUGGCUCGAGAGCCCUAACCACUUUGUUAUGCUAAUCGCUCCUGACAUCACUGCGAGAUCAAAGUGGCUCACGGGCACAUAUAUGCUCGAGCUCAACCCGUACCGUCAGUCCAGCACGCUCCACAGCGCAGGCUGCUCCUACAAGACUGAGAGCGAGACUUUACUAGCCUGCCUCUGGACUGUUAAAUGAUGGUUGUUUUCGUUUGGAAUUUUGUCGAUCGAAGACCGGAUUAAUAAACAUAUAUUUUAAUGGUGUGACUGGAUUGUAAGGGAUACGUUUUGGAUUACUUAUCGGAUAAACUGCUUCCUUCAGCUUGUAUUUGACAGACAAAGGAGAGGCGCAGAGAGAAGAAGCUGGUGCCAUGGACUUUGGCGUUUGAUUGCGACUCCAGGCCAACACGCACCUGCACCGCCCCGUUCUGACCGAGUUGGAUCCAGUUUAGCGGGAUGACGAGCGCUUCGCCGUCGCGCACGCUCCGCCUCGUGGCGCUCGUGCUUCUGUCGCAGCAGUGCCUCGCGAUCCGGUGGCUGGCACUAUCGCAGACAACGGAGCACAUCAAUAAGACCCAGCAGUGUAAGAUGUUGCCGGGCCUGGUGUCGUCACAGGCACAGCUGUGCCGUAGCAACCUGGAGCUCAUGCAGGUCAUCGUCCAGGCCGCACGCGAAGUGAAGAAGACGUGCCAGAAGAGCUUCGCCGACAUGCGCUGGAACUGCUCCUCCAUUGACGCUCCCAAGUAUCUCCCUGACCUGGAGCGAGGGACGAGGGAGUCUGCGUUCGUUUAUGCCUUGUCUGCAGCAGCCAUUAGCCACACUAUAGCACGAGCGUGCACCACCGGAGACCUGAAGCUCUGCUCCUGUGGCCCGACCCCCGGCGAGAUUCCGGAGCCCGGGUACAGGUGGGGCGGCUGCGCUGAUAACCUGCACUACGGCCUCGUCGUGGGCUCCAAGUUCUCCGACUCUCCCUUGAAGAUGAAGAGGAAGUCAGGCUUACACACCAACAAACUGAUGCACCUGCACAACAGUGAAGUGGGCAGACAGGCCCUGAAGGCUGCUCUGGUCAUGAAGUGUAAAUGUCACGGAGUCUCAGGCUCCUGUUCCAUCCGCACGUGCUGGCGAGGGCUACAGGACCUGAAAGAGAUCGCCAUGGACCUGAAGGCCAAGUACCUGUCUGCUACCAAGGUGGUCCACCGGCCCAUGGGUAUGCGCAAGCAGCUGGUCCCCAAGGACAUCGACAUCCGGCCAGUGAGGGAGAAUGAGCUGGUGUACCUGCAUAGCUCGCCGGACUUCUGCACCCGCAGCGAGAAGCUGGGCUCGGUUGGCACCCAGGACCGGCAAUGCAACAAGACGUCCAGCGGCAGCGACAGUUGCGAUCUGAUGUGCUGUGGGCGGGGCUACAACCCGUACACGGAGACCGUGGCGGAGCGGUGCCACUGCAAGUACCACUGGUGCUGCUACGUCACCUGCAAGAAAUGCGAGAGGAUCGUGGAGAGAUACGUGUGCAAAUGAGUCUGCGUCCGACCCUCCCGGAGCUGUCUCGCCCACGACUUCUAGAACAGUUGCAGUUUGGGGGUCUUGCUUCUUUUUUUUUUUUUUUUUUAAGUUUUGAUGCAGUUUUUUUUUUUUUUACAUGCUGGAGUUCCACAACUUUCAGACAAUUCUAUUUAUGUCAAAAGAUCGUAGAGCUUAAGAUUUUGAGUGCCAGUCCUUUGUGCACUCGGCUGCAAAUUCUAGAACUUUGGUUUGAGUGUAGUUGGCAGAACCUAACUGACCUAAUCUUCCCGGGCUACAGAACCAAAACCACACAACCAAAGCACUAUGUUACAAAGAAGGCUUACUUUUGUCCUAAGCUUUUUUUGGCUUGUACAUUUUCAAGGAGAAAUUGUUUAUUUUUGUUUUAUGAAUAUUGUUAAUGAAACUUCGACCCGGACGCUGGAAUUUCUUGUUUAACGUUGCCGACAAGCUUGGGUUGACGUGGGUAUGACAGUGCAUGCUGGGUUAUGGAAAGACUGUCGUCCUAAAGGGUAUUCAAAGCUACAUCUGCGCUCAUAUCUGGAUCACGAAUUGAGUCUGUUAUACAGUGCUGGCUCUUUGCGCUGACAGUGCCGUCUGUCUUCUUCGGCGAGACAGUGACUCUGAGCUCUCCUUCGAACCGAAGAGGAACUGAACGUGUUCCAAGUUUUGAUGAAAUCCUUUUCCUGAGUUGGAAGGGAGUGGAAUUCUGAAUUGGACUCAGAUGGUACUGUACUUCCAUGAGGAAAGAGUUUGGCGGACUGGGAAAAGAAAGACCCCCGUUGAAAGUUCUGGACGUGAUGACGAACCCUUUACUGCAGAUCACUGAUGUGGAACUGUGAAAUGGCUUUUGUGUGUGUCAGUCUGAGUAGUUGAUGAAUAUGAUUUUAAAGGGAAAAUACCUGCAUUUACUUAUGUAUCCUCACCGAGAACGUUGGCCUGUAAGUGUCUGUAAGCACAACGUUGCUCUGUUACAUUUUUUAUCCAGUGUGCAGAGAUCUGCUGCCGCACUAACGCCAUAUACAAUGCCGCAUCAUAAACCACUUAUCUGUGGAUGUACAUACUAUCAUUUUUGUAUGCUGAAUUAAAAAAAAAUAUUUAUAGACUAAUUAAAGAAUCUUUACAAAGUUCAUUGAA